UAUAUGUUCAUCUUUUGGAAAAUAAAUGUGCAUCCUUAUUUUUCUCUUAUAUACAACAGAAGUAAUGUUGACCAAUACUUAAAAGUUAAAACAGUGUGUAAAUCUGACAAUACUAUCCAUGAAAGGGGAUUGGUGCAACUGGACCAAUCUAAAACUUGUUAUUAUGAACUAAAAAAAUCAUUCCUUUCAGCUACAUUUCUUUGGCAUUAAACUCUUUCCUUCCUCAUAAAUGUUUUUCCCUUUUAAUUGGGAAAAAAAAGGAAUGCAAGAAAGAAACAAAAAAGUAUGAUUCUGGGAACCAAUUUUAAUAACUUGUUGAUAGAAUGCUUACUGGUGCUCUAUCUACUAUGACUUUUGAUAAUGCAUUUGACCUUUUUCAUCAUUAUUUUGUUCUGUGCAGAGGUGCAUGUACUGUGUACUGUAAUAUGGACACUAUAAAGUAGCAUAAGAUGAAACAAUUUUGAGUUGCAUGUAUAUUCUAUGGUAUCAGAAUCAAAUUAACCGAUUCAGUUUUAACCAAAUUGGUCAUUCAAAUUGCACCUGAAAUAGGAAUUGGAAGCACUUGCAUUAUAUGUUUCUGAUGUCAUACAAAUGGUUUUGGUUUUUUAAUUUCAUUUGAGAUUUACAUAAAGAUGGAAAUAUAAUCAUGCAUUUGUUGUUAUUAGGAGCCAAAAAUUGCAUGCUUUUCUUGCCUCCUCAUACCUCUCUUCUCUCAUUCACCACUUUAAAGUUAUAAACUCCUUCAAUGCACAUUGCAUCACUCAUUACAUAAUUCCUUCAAUCUUUUCAAUCUCUCUCUCUCUCUCUGUUUUUCAAGAAUGGGAAGACCUCCUUGCUGUGACAAAACCAAUGUGAAGAGGGGUCUUUGGACUCCUGAGGAAGAUGCUAAGAUACUUGCUUAUGUCUCCAACCAUGGAAUUGGAAACUGGACCUUGGUUCCCAAGAAAGCAGGACUGAACCGAUGCGGAAAGAGCUGCCGGCUAAGAUGGACUAACUACCUCAGACCGGAUCUCAAGCAUGACAAUUUCACUCCCCAAGAAGAAGAGCUCAUUAUUAACCUUCAUGCAGCUAUAGGAAGCAGAUGGUCAUUAAUUGCGAAACGGCUUCCCGGGAGAACAGACAAUGAUGUCAAGAAUUACUGGAACACAAAGCUGAGGAAAAAGCUUAUGAACAUGGGAAUCGAUCCGGUAACUCAUAAGCCGGUGUCACAAGUCCUUUCUGACUUGGGAAGCAUCAAUGGCCUCCCAAGCACAGGAAACCAAAUUGGUUUAGCCGCCAACAAGGAUUUGAUGAACAAUAUGUUACCAACCAGAACAGAACCAUCCAACCCAAUGGUGGAGCAGACACAAGAGGAACAAGCUCAAUUUUGGGAAAAUCAGGUGCAAUACCAAGUCUUGGCCUCAGAAUGUGUCCAACCAAAUGUAGUCUUCAGCGAAGCUGCUUCGUCGAGUUCUUCCUCAUCAUCCUCCAAUCUCACUCAAUUGAGCUCCCCUCAGCAGUCAUAUAACUGUCACAAUUCUCAAAUAACUCCUUGUUCCUCGUCGUUUGAUUGGAGUGACUUUCUUCAUGGUGACUCAAUCAUGUGGUCAGAGAUGCAGCAGUGUGAUCCACAGAGGGUUAUGUCAUCCAGUGAGGCAUUCGGCGCUGUUGCUUGCGGCGCAAGCAUGUGUGAAGGCCGUUCAAAUUCAGGGGAUUCAUUUGUGGAUGGUAUUUUGGACAGGGACAGUGAAAUAAGGGCAGCAUUCCCUGAACUUUUGGAUGAUGCUUUUGAUUAUUGACUCAUAAUUGCAUGCCAUUUAUUAUUAUUAUUUUCUUCUUAAUAAUCAAUUAGUUGGAUAAUCAAAAAGACAUUCACAUUAGAUUUCUUUCUUUGUCUUAAUUGAAAAGUUUGACAAUCUGUGUGGUUAUUAGUAUAU
Arachis ipaensis is the source of this 1916-nucleotide messenger RNA. It is a transcript of the gene TDF1, whose product is annotated as Duplicated homeodomain-like superfamily protein. The record is from RefSeq and is a predicted model, not a curated record. Lineage: Eukaryota; Viridiplantae; Streptophyta; Magnoliopsida; Fabales; Fabaceae.